Molecule: messenger RNA, 731 nt
Organism: Papaver somniferum (opium poppy)
Lineage: Eukaryota; Viridiplantae; Streptophyta; Magnoliopsida; Ranunculales; Papaveraceae
Product: probable histone H2A.1
Exons: 2
Coding region: 85-528 (147 amino acids)
Cellular component (GO): nucleosome
Molecular function (GO): structural constituent of chromatin; protein heterodimerization activity; DNA binding
Source: RefSeq, a predicted model, not a curated record
UCUUAUUCUAUCUCUCAAUUCUCAUUCUCAUUUUCAGAACUCAAGUUUUCUUCCAGUUUUCAGAAACAUUUUAAGUUAUUAUCAAUGGAAGGAACAGCAAAGGUUGGCAAGGGAGGAAGGAAAGGUGGUGAUAGAAAGAAAGCAGUAACAAAAUCAGCCAAAGCUGGACUCCAAUUCCCAGUUGGAAGAAUCACUCGUUUCUUAAAGAAGGGUCGUUAUGCUCAAAGACUCGGUUCUGGUGCUCCCGUUUACUUGGCUGCUGUUCUUGAGUAUCUCGCUGCUGAGGUAUUGGAAUUAGCUGGAAAUGCUGCCAGAGACAACAAGAAAUCAAGAAUCAUCCCAAGACAUUUGUUGUUGGCAAUUAGGAAUGACCAGGAAUUGGGGAAAUUGCUUUCUGGUGUUACUAUUGCUAGUGGUGGUGUUCUUCCCAACAUCAACUCUGUUUUGUUACCAAAGAAGAAGGAUGAGGCUGCCAGUACUCCAAAAUCUCCAUCAAAAUCUACUGCUGCUAAAUCUCCAAAGAAGUAGUAAGAUCUUCUAGAUCUAGAAAGUAAUCUGUAAUGAAAAUUUAGGGGGUAGGGGGUUCAACUUUUGGGUUAUAAAAUCAGUUUGUUGAUUGUUGAUUUAAUGAUUAUGGUUCAGAUUUUAGGGUUUGUAAUCUCUUUCUGUAGUGGGUUUUCAUGUUCAUAUCAAAUCAAUGGAAUUAAUCUUUAAAUCCAGAUUCAGUUUUC